Molecule: messenger RNA, 540 nt
Organism: Drosophila yakuba
Lineage: Eukaryota; Metazoa; Arthropoda; Insecta; Diptera; Drosophilidae
Gene: Obp56e
Product: general odorant-binding protein 56d
Exons: 2
Coding region: 62-460 (132 amino acids)
Biological process (GO): sensory perception of smell
Molecular function (GO): odorant binding
Source: RefSeq, a predicted model, not a curated record
CCGAGACAUUUAGUCAACAGUUUCGAUUCUAAGAGAUUCUAAACAACUUACGAUCAGCAUCAUGAAAGUAUUGAUUGUGUUUGCCGCCUUCGCAGUUCUGUGUUUGGCAUCUGCCGCGGAGCUAACUGAUUCCCAAAAAGCUGAGAUUAAGCAGCGGGCUAAGGCUUGCGCCAAGCAGGAGGGAAUCACCAAGGAGCAAGCUAUUGCCCUGCGAUCCGGAAACUUUGCGGACACCGAUCCGAAGGUAAAGUGCUUCGCCAACUGUUUCCUGGAGCAGAGCGGCCUGCUGGCCAAUGGUCAGAUUAAACCUGAUGUGGUUUUGGCCAAACUGAGUCCCAUCGCCGGCGAAGCCAAGGUCAAGGAGGUGCAGGCCAAGUGCGACUCGAUCAAGGGAACCGACAAGUGCGAUACCGGCUAUCAGCUGUACAAGUGCUACUACGAAAACCGCGCCCAAAUCUAAGAAAAGAAAGUAAAUUGUUAACCGAGCCCAGACAUUGAAAAUUAUCAAAUAAAAUAAACCCAUUUUGAGCUGCAAAAUAA